Molecule: messenger RNA, 1861 nt
Organism: Cyclopterus lumpus (lumpfish)
Lineage: Eukaryota; Metazoa; Chordata; Actinopteri; Perciformes; Cyclopteridae
Gene: creg2
Product: cellular repressor of E1A-stimulated genes 2
Exons: 4
Coding region: 300-1109 (269 amino acids)
Source: RefSeq, a predicted model, not a curated record
AGGCAUCAACACAGCCACCUACGUUGUCCUUCACUCUGGUCCUCGCUAAGUGUCCUCGGCGUCUCAACCACAGCCUCCCGAACAGGUGGUGCAUUUCACAGCGAAGUCAUCCGUGUUUAGUCUUUAACAACAUCCCAUAAAAAGAACGCGACAGAGAGGGAAAUGUGUAUUUCCUAGUGAGUCGACUUGGGUCCUGAGAGGCCGCUCCGACGACACAUCUGCCUCACGCACGCAAACAAAACCAGUUACUUAAAAAACCAGUUAAUCUCGCACAGCUGUGAUUGUCGGAGCUCCGCGACAUGAGGGCCCGUUACUUCCCCCUGGCAGUGUUUGCCAACGUCCUGUGUUUGUGUCAAAGCUACACCCUGAGGAGCUCCGUGUCCUGGGUCGUCUCCUCCAACGACGCGGUGGAGGACGCCGACCUGUCGGAGGAGGUCGCCCCGGCGUUGCUGGUGGACGGCGCGGGGCUGUGGAAGCAGGACAGCUCCGGGGAGCUGCGGGUGAAGCCGGAGAACGAGAACGUGGCGCAGCUUUCCUCUCGCUUGUUCUCGUAUCGGCUGGAGAAGGUGAAGAAGUCCGGCAGCGGCAGCCCCCCACCGCACCAGGAGACCGCCAGGACCGCCAGAUACAUCGCGCACUACAGUGACUGGGGCCACCUGGCCACCAUUUCAACCCAAGACCAGAUCAAAGGUCUCCCCUUUGGCAACAUCUUCUCAGUCAGUGAUGGAGCGCUGGACAACAGCACCGGAGUCAUCUAUUUCUAUGUGACUCCAAUGGACAACACUGUGUCCGACCUGAAGAGUAACCCCUACGCUUCGCUCACAUUCUCAGAGGCUGAGGGAGAAUUCUGCAGGAAAAUGGUGUACGACCCGGAAGAUCCAAGAUGUGCUCGACUCUCACUAACGGGCAAGAUGGUGGAGGUGGCCCCGGAGGAGCUUGGGUUUGCAAAGGAAGCCAUGUUUUCCAGACAUCCCGUGAUGGCAAAGUGGCCAGUGGGGCACAAGUGGUUCUUCAUGAAGCUGGAGUUGAUCCAGGUCUGGCUGCAGGACUGGAUUGGAGGCGUAUCACUCAUUCCACUGGAGGACUACUUUAAAGCAACGCCUUUCUGAGAACACUCCUCCCACUGCAUCAUGCCAGCCUACACAGAUCAGUCCAUCGGUCUACCCCACAGACUCUGAUAAGGGGCAAGAAUUCCCAAAGCAGCAAUUUGCAAAGAAUGUUAAAAUUUAAAUUCUUUAAAAGUGAAUAUUCUUCACUGUUGCCCUAUAAAUCAGUUCAUUAGUUUCCUUUGUUUGGUUUGUGUGAAUGUAUUUUCAUUGUUAACAAGCUCGUUAAAUCAUCACAGCUGGCAAAGUUUUACAUUAAAUAUAUUGUUUAUAAACAUUGAUUACUAAUGUUUUGGGCUACCUUAAGAUAUGUGUGCUGUUUGAAAAAUAAAUGAAUGUCAGCACACAAAAUUACCGUGACUACUUUUUAAAGUAAAUAUCAAUUGGUUGUGUUAAGUUAGCAUUUAGCCGUCAAAGAUAAUAUUUGUAAUGUCAACACGUCUGAGCUCUGUUUUUUUCAUUUUGAGACUGAAAUGUGAAUGACUGUUUGGAGUCCAAAGUUAGGUGUAGGUUUGUUUUUUUUAAUCUAGUACCUGGAAAUAACCGGGACAACUAUGCAACACUCAGUUAUUUUUUUGUUGGUUGUCAAAAACAGUUUCUUUUCAAGGUCUGUUUAGGAGAUGUUCUUGGAAUGUAAUCUAUGAAUAUACAUUGAAGUGAGAUUGUUUUGUGCAUUGUUGUUUUCCAAGGUCACAACUAAUAAACUGUUCCUUGAUAAGUAAUAUGCUUUGACAUCAAGGAUGCAAGAUCGCCUA